Rhineura floridana is the source of this 3558-nucleotide messenger RNA. RefSeq names its product transcription factor 12 (gene TCF12). Gene Ontology annotation, biological process: regulation of transcription by RNA polymerase II. Gene Ontology annotation, molecular function: protein dimerization activity; RNA polymerase II cis-regulatory region sequence-specific DNA binding; DNA-binding transcription factor activity, RNA polymerase II-specific. NCBI's taxonomy places the organism in Eukaryota, Metazoa, Chordata, Lepidosauria, Squamata, Rhineuridae. Gene Ontology annotation, cellular component: transcription regulator complex. The transcript is spliced from 22 exons. The record is from RefSeq and is a predicted model, not a curated record. Bases 1081 to 3321 code for a protein of 746 amino acids.
CGGCGUCGGCUAACGGGAGAAGCAGCCGGCAGAAGGCAGGGCGGUGAGGUCGCCCCGGAGGGGCCGAGCGAGGCCUGCGCCGCUCCCUCCUCGGGGUCUUUACCUCAGAACCGCGUCGCGAGGCUGAGGAGAGGCGCGGCGGCGGGGCCGGCGAGUCACAUAUCGGGCCCUCGCUCUUCCCCGCAGCAAGUGUGGGGCGCUUGACCCCUCGCUUCGCAUACGCGGCGGCAGCAGCAGCAACGCGGGACUCGCCGCCGCUCUCCCUUCGCUCGCAUCAGGCAAAGACGGGUUAAGCAGCGCCGCCGCGCGCGGAGGGAUACAGAGCAGGAGCCUUGAACGUGGCGGUGCUGAGGCCACCGGAGCCCAAAAAUGUCUGCCUGAGGGGACGCCCCGCAAGUUUCGUCGAGGGAAGGAAGGACGGGGCGGAGAGCGAAGCAGGACGGGCGGACGGAGCGAGCAGGCGGCACACGACGACGGGGCCGGCGAGCCUGAGGGGAAAGGAAGAGGAGGGCGGCCUGAGCGAGGGCAGUGCCUUGUCGCCGCUCAGCCUCUCUCUCGCGCGCGCGCGCUCGGAGCGCCGUCCGUCCCCCCCCCUCGGCGCCGUCCUCUCGGUUCCUCGCCGCCCGCUCUCCUGCCUGGCCCCGGAGGGGGGCGCCGCCCGCCUCGGAAGAAGAGCCUCCGCCGGGAACCGGGUACAGCCAGGCGGGAGGGAGGCAGGGCGACGCGGGAGGGAGGCAGGGCGGCUCUCCCCCGACCCUCCGAGGGGCCGCGCGUCGGGGAAGAGCCGAGUCCCUCUCCUGAGAGACUCCAGAGCGGGGCGGCGGGGCGGGUCUGUCGGUGCUCUCCGCCGGCGGCCGAGGCUGGCUGGAUUGUUCAGGGGAGAGCGCCCCUCCCCCCUCUCCUCAGUUAGCAGGACCUGAGUCUCCCCCCCAUUUAUCUUUCACACCGGAAGCCCCUUGAAGUUCGCUUUUGCGGCGACGGCAGUUUGCCUCUUCCUGGCCGCGGCUGCUGGCGCGGGGGGGGGGUAGGCGUCCGGCCGGCCCGUGAGGUGGCGAGGAGAGGACGCCGCCGCGAGAGUGGAUGAAGAUGAAUCCUCAGCAGCAGCGGAUGGCCGCUAUAGGGACGGACAAGGAACUGAGCGACCUGCUGGAUUUCAGUGCGGUAGGAUAUUCUUCGAAGUCUUCUUAUGGCUUCUCCACGAUGUUUUCCCCACCUGUUAACAGUGGGAAAACUAGACCAACUACACUAGGAAGCAGUCAGUUCAGUGGAUCAGGUAUGGAAGAACGAACAGGAGCUGCAUCUUGGGGAACAACUGGUGAAUCAAGUCCUUCAUGUGAACCGAUGAGGGAAAAUGGCGGUCUCCUUGGAAAAAGCUCAGAUCUCUCAACAGCUCUCGAAAAACUGAAACAUGAAGAGGGUUUUACAGACAGUCCUCAUUAUGGUGAUGACUUGAAUGAUAGUCGAUUAGGCCCCAAUGAAGGAUUGUCCCCGACACCUUUCAUAAACUCAAAUCUGACGGGAAAGGCAUCAGAAAGGAGUCUUUUUCCAUUGUUUGGUCGAGAUCCAGGACUCUCAGGCUGUCAGUCAAGUCUGCUUCGGUCAGAUAUUGGGCUUGGAAGUCCAAGUCAGAUUUCAUCUUCAGGAAAAGCUGGCACACCGUAUUACCCAUUUCCUACCACAAAUUCACGGCGAAGAUCACAUGAUUCAUCUUCUCUUGAUUCUCUGCAGACCAAGAAAGUAAGGAAGGUGCCCCCUGGUUUGCCUUCUUCUGUUUAUGCACCAUCUAAUUCAGAUGACUUUAACAGAGAAUCUCCAAGUUACCCGUCUCCUAAACCACCAAGCAGUAUGUUUGCUAGCACAUUCUUUUUGCAAGAUGGAACCCACAGUGCUUCAGACCUUUGGAGCCCUUCCAAUGGUAUGAGCCAGCCUGCCUAUUGUGGAAUGCUGGAAAGUUCCUCCUCUCACAUGUCACAGUCCAGCAGUUAUGCCAGUCGACACACACAUGACCGCUUGAGCUAUCCCCCACACUCAGUCUCGCCAGCAGAUGUAAACACCAGUCUUCCUCCAAUGUCUAGCUUCCACCGGAGCACCAGCAGCAGUUCAUCAUAUGUUGCUGCCGCACACACUCCGCCUGUCAAUGGAUCAGAUAACAACAACAUACUGGUUAACAGAGGCAAUGCUGCUGGAAGCUCACAGACUGGGGAUGCUCUUGGAAAAGCCUUGGCAUCUAUUUAUUCUCCUGACCACACUAGCAGUAGUUUUCCUUCAAAUUCCUCAACACCUGUUGGAUCACCAUCACCUCUCACAGGUGUCAGUCAGUGGUCAAGGACUGGAGGACAAGCCCCUUCAUCUCCAAAUUACGAAAAUUCUCUGCACUCUUUGAAAAAUCGAGUUGAGCAACAACUUCACGAGCAUUUGCAAGAUGCUAUGUCAUUCUUAAAGGAUGUCUGUGAGCAGUCACGGAUGGAGGAUCGCUUGGACAGACUCGACGAUGCUAUCAAUGUACUGAGGAGCCAUGCAGUGGGGCCUUCAACAAGUCUGCCAAAUGCCCAUGGAGAUAUGCAUAGUGUACUGGGACCAUCCCAUAAUGGGCCAAUUAGUAGUCUGAGCUCAAAUUAUGGAGCAUCCAGCCUUGUAACAGCCAGUCGGCAAGCCGCAAUGGUCAACGUGCACCAAGAAGACGGUGUCAGCCAUAGUACCAAUCAUUCAGGAUUGUCUAGCACCCUUCCUGCUCAGAAUACUGAACUAAAUCACAAAACACAAGAAAGCUACAGAGUUCCGUCAUCUGGAUUGCCGACCCACUCAGUAGCAUUAGGUCCGGCUGAGAUCAAGUCAGAGCACAAGGAGAAAGAUGAAAGCACACAUGAACCUGCCUCCUCUGAUGAUAUGAAAUCAGACGAUGAGUCCUCCCAAAAGGAUAUCAAGAUUUCAUCAAGAGGAAGGACAAGCAGCACCAAUGAAGAUGAGGAUUUAAACCCAGAGCAGAAGCUGGAGAGGGAGCGGGAGAGGCGGAUGGCCAACAAUGCUCGUGAGCGCUUGAGGGUCCGAGAUAUUAACGAAGCAUUCAAGGAGCUGGGCCGAAUGUGUCAACUUCAUCUGAAGAGUGAAAAACCUCAGACCAAGCUGCUUAUUCUUCACCAAGCUGUGGCAGUCAUCCUCAGUCUUGAGCAGCAAGUCAGAGAGAGGAACCUAAACCCAAAAGCAGCCUGCCUUAAAAGAAGGGAAGAAGAAAAAGUUUCUGCCGUAUCGGCAGAGCCGACACCACAUCCAGGAACCCAUCCUGGGCUUAGUGAAACUACCAACCCUAUGGGUCAUAUGUAAACACCAGCCAGAAUUCCGGAAUCACGGGGAGGAAACCUAGAAGGUGACAUUUUCUUCACAAAGACACAGAUUCAAAUAGCAUUAAACGAAGACACAUCUGACAAGAGAAGCAAGAAACUCAAAUGCAAUCAUAUGAUCAAAUACUGGUUAUCAUCUGCAUCAGGAGUGAUUAUGCCAGCAUCUCCUCCUGAUAAUAUUUCAGUGCCAGAAACAGCACAUCUCCUCAUCCUCUUUCUC